Chara braunii is the source of this 1089-nucleotide messenger RNA. NCBI's taxonomy places the organism in Eukaryota, Viridiplantae, Streptophyta, Charophyceae, Charales, Characeae. The record is from the annotation of a GenBank genome assembly.
CCGUGCACAUGGGCCAGACGUCGUUUUGCACACAGGUUGGAGGCGGGUAUGACAUGCCUUCUCCGCACAUGUUCCCGGGCGGCGGUGGAUAUGGCAUUGCUCCGAACAUGUACCCCACCCAGCACACUAUGGAAAGGGGCGGAGUGAUGAGGGACGAGUGGCAGUGGUCCCCACAGUGCCGACAACCGUCGCAGCCCAUGCAUGGCAGGUUGUCCGCUCCCUCGCCCAUGUCGGUGAGGCGGUCUGCUGCCGAGCCCUCACCUUCGAUGGCAGAUGUGCAAGGAGAGGAUAUGGAUGAGGGGUGGCCUGUCCACAGUGCAACUUCAUCACCUGCCGGCUUGCAAGGUCGUUCCUUUGGUGACGAGGAAGAUGAGUUGGUUGGCGACGAUGAAGUUGAAGGUGAUGGCGGUGACAUUGAUGGGCAAAACUCUGACAACGUGCAGGAGGAUAGGGACAGUGCUAGUGCUGGCCAGAGAGAUGGGGGCGAGAAUGUGGUUGGGCCCCAAAACAACAAGCGUGCAAACAAGCACAGGGGCAAAGAUGGUGCUGCGAAAAACAAGAAGCAAAACAUCCCCUGGAGCUUGGAUGAGAGGAUCGCGCUGUCCAGAUUGAUGGCCGAGGAUGAUGCCCUUAUGGCCGACGCCGAGUGGCAGCAUCGGUUCAAGAGAAGGAAGGACCGAUAUGAGUGGGUGCACGAUCAGAUAGCGGAGCAGGGGUUUCCGCACAGGUCGGCGGAGGAUUGUUGUAAGAAGUGGCAGGGCAUGCUGGCGGCAGCGAAGUUGAUUCUCGACAAGUGUGAGAAUGCUUCGGGGAAACCUUCGUACUGGGACAUAACCGUUGAGGAGCGGAAGGCAGGGCAGGUGCCACUAGGCUUUGAGAAAGCUUUGUGGGAAGCGAUGGCGUGGAAACUCAAUCGACCAUCCAUCAAGUGUGACCAGACGCUGGCGUCCGAGAACCCAGUUAGCAAUACCCAUCCUUGAGAGAGAAAAGUGGUCGACUUUACUCACACCAACCCACACAACCCUGCAAUCCUAGCAGACUGUCGGCCCAAACCCCUGACAAGAAUCACAGUAAAUCUCAGAAACUAGU